Molecule: messenger RNA, 855 nt
Organism: Phytomonas sp. EM1
Lineage: Eukaryota; Euglenozoa; Kinetoplastea; Trypanosomatida; Trypanosomatidae
Source: the annotation of a GenBank genome assembly
AUGACGAGGUCUUUGCUCGAACCAAAAACCAAGCCUUGCGAACACGCGACGGAGCUGGAUGGCCUGCCCACACACUGGGGUCCACGUUAUGUUCCGCUCAGCCUUAUUGGGCAGGGCGGGUUCGGCAGGGUAUACCUUUGCGUUGACGAACAAUUACACGCAGGUUGUGGCUACAGCAAAGAGCAGAGCUACGUAGCUAUCAAGGCGAUCUCGUUGAAUGGUCUGAGUGAUGAGGAGAUCGUACUGGCGAUGUCGGAGGUAUCCUUUCUACGUUCUCUGGAUCACCCCAACAUCCUCAAAUAUGUGGACUUUUUCAUGGAUGACGUCGAGGAGCAGCUGUGUUUGGUUACCGAGUACGUCGACGGCUGCGACAUCAGCUCGCUCAUUCGACAGCACGACUCGAGCACCGCGGAGGAUCCCGACUCCCGCGCGACGUCUUUUCGCCACGAUUCGAUCCCUCCGUGGGGGCGAGGUUCGGAGGGCAAAGCGGGAUCCACCACCACCACCUCCAUCUCCUCUACUUCUUCUGCGCGUCGUCAAGAGGUGUCAUCGGCGUCGAUGUUUUCAUCCCGCGCGGGGGCAGCGUGGGGGGGAAGGGGGGAGGGGGAGGGCAUCCCCGCCCGGGGGGGCGGGUCUUGGAUUGACGGGGAUGCGAGCUUCAUGCCCGAUACGCCGCCCGGCAGCACCUUCCGCGAGGGCGCGCAUCCCCCUCUUUUAAACGAGGAUGUCGGCUUAAAAACGCGGGAGAAGCGCGGCCGGGAAACGAAGCGUCGUGGGUUUGGUAACGAACCCAUGACGAUGAGCCUCCCUUCAGGAUCGCGGAGAGGGGGAGGGGGGGCCCCGAACCCCCCCUAG